AUGAAAAUGUGCAUGACAAAAUGCAAUGUUGUUCAAAUCGACCCUGAUGAGUUGGCAAAGUUUUUAAUGUCACAUAAAGCGGUGGACGACGCGGUUGUGGUCGGCAUUAAUAACCGCAUUGGUUUACAUUGGCUUCGGGCGUAUGUGGUAAUCAAAAAAGGCCAUACAAUCGCCCAUGGUGAGCUGGAAAAAUAUGUAUCAGAAAACAACCCUGGUUAUAAGCACUUGGAGGGAGGGGUGGAGUUUGUGGACUGCAUUCACAUCACAUUAAUCGGCAAUAGUAUUCAUUAG
This is a messenger RNA of Medioppia subpectinata, 291 nucleotides long. NCBI's taxonomy places the organism in Eukaryota, Metazoa, Arthropoda, Arachnida, Sarcoptiformes, Oppiidae. The record is from the annotation of a GenBank genome assembly.